Sebastes umbrosus (honeycomb rockfish) is the source of this 2038-nucleotide messenger RNA. It is a transcript of the gene adprh, whose product is annotated as ADP-ribosylarginine hydrolase. The record is from RefSeq and is a predicted model, not a curated record. Lineage: Eukaryota; Metazoa; Chordata; Actinopteri; Perciformes; Sebastidae. Bases 385 to 1455 code for a protein of 356 amino acids. The transcript has 8 exons.
UGGUGCAGCUGUGUAAAUGGUGACUGAGUAGGAACGAGUCAAUGUGUUACAGUGAACAUUUGCCAUUUGUUUUGUCUAGUGUCCAUGUUGCCAGCUGCAAUGGAGCCUCUUUAAAUUGCUCUGCAGCUGCGUCUUUUUUUAGCCUCCACGUUUCUCCUGCCGGCUCGGGGUUGUGGAAGUACAGCGUGUAAUAACUUCAGUGAAUGAGCGCUGGUGUUUGCUGCAGGCCUUUGCGAGCUUCUCCUCUGAGCUGGGGACUGCCUGAGCUCAUACUUGUGAAUACAGUGAGCAGCGGGUGAACCAGAGCUUCAGCUUGCAGCCUCGGUGUCGAGUUCUCUGUGUGGCCGCUUAGUGACGCCUGAUUUCGGGGAAGGACGCGCUGCAAUGGACCGCAAAUCUACUACAGUGGACCACUAUAAGGCAGCCAUGUUGCUGAGUGGUGUCGGUGAUGCUCUGGGAUACAGGAACCAGCUGUGGGAGUACAAUGAGUCGGGACCAGCUAUUCAUCAGGAGCUGAAGGAGCUUGGUGGUCUGAAGAACAUCAAGGUCGAGCUCCCUGACUGGCCGGUGAGCGACGACACAGUUCUGCAUCUGGCGACGGCUGAAGGGCUGGCAACUGGGAAGGGAGGGGAGGAACUCUUGCAUGAUGUGGCUACUCGAUAUGUGGAGGGUAUGAAAGACAUGGACGGGAGGAAACCGGGGCCUUCAAGCAUUCUGGGAGUCUCCCAGCUGAAGCCUGGAGAGGAAGGGGGCUUCAGAGUGCCCUAUAAUCCAGAGGGGACAGGCUGUGGAGCGGCCAUGAGGUCCAUGUGCAUUGGCCUCAGGUAUCCGAAGCCUGACCAGCUUUUGUCAUUGGUGGCGGUUGCCGUGGAGACAGGCAGGAUGACCCAUCCUCACCCCACCGGUUUCCUGGGAGCCGUAGCGUCGGCCCUUUUUACUGCGUACGCCGUCCAGCGCAGGCCAAUCACAACUUGGGGUCUAGGCCUGAUCAACGAGGCCUGUCCAAUAGCAAAGAACUUUGUUAAUGGCCGAGGCUUCGCCGUGGAGGAGACGGAGAGAGACUGGGACUACUUCUGUGACAAGUGGCUGUGGUACCUGGAUACGAGGGGCAUCUCUUGUGGAGUGGGGCCUGUGAUUUGGCCAUCCUCCUAUGGCCCAGCUGAGAGAGACGAAGCCUACAAGAGCUUCAGCCUGUCAGGCUGGGCGGGACGCAGCGGACACGAUGCUCCGAUGAUUGCGCUGGACGCCCUGCUGGGGGCGGGUUCAGACUGGGAGGAGCUGAUGAGCAGAGCAGGCUUCCAUGGAGGCGACAGUGACAGCACAGCAGUGAUUGCCUGCUGCUGCUGGGGUCUCCUCUACGGCACCCAGGGGGUCCCUGAAGGCAACUACUCGAACCUUGAGUACCGGGACCGACUGGAGCGCACCGCCGAGCAACUCUACGCCCUGUCACACUGAGAAGGCCACCACAGCCUGCUGCAUUGACCGAGUGUGUCCCAACAUCUUGCACUGAGGGGGGAACUAGGCCACACACUGACAUAUUGACGUAGAGCUAGUUGGCGCGCUCGGUAGUACAUCGAUUCUAGAGGGCUGUCACUGAGCCACAAAGUGUGGUGUCAUACUUGCCUGAAGGGGAAGCAGAGUGCCCCACUAACCCAGAGUCAUUUCUGCCACAACAAGGCCUCACAGGGCUGGUGUAUAAAGAGGUUUCCCCCUAGUGACCAUUUUAAAUUAACAUGCCGAAUUGCACCACUGAGUGGAACAAAUCCAAGCUAAUGAGAAUGUGAAGAGAACAAAACAAGUCCCCUAGGAGGUAAUUACUUCAUUUUGUCAGCUUGACAUAAUAGCAAAUGCUUAUCAAGCUUCAAAUUAAAUGUGCUCUUGUUAUUGUCUAAUGAAAAAUACAUUUCCAUCUCAUUUUAGUUAACUGUUACUUCAUGCAGUGAAGAGCAAAACUGUAACUGCAAUAGUCCAAAUUAAGCACAAUUAAUGAUGGAUUCAAUUAGACAAAUAAAGCUUUGAAGUUGAGUUGAAAACUUUA